Molecule: messenger RNA, 411 nt
Organism: Formica exsecta
Lineage: Eukaryota; Metazoa; Arthropoda; Insecta; Hymenoptera; Formicidae
Product: stromelysin-2-like
Exons: 1
Coding region: 1-411 (136 amino acids)
Biological process (GO): proteolysis
Cellular component (GO): extracellular matrix
Molecular function (GO): metalloendopeptidase activity; zinc ion binding
Source: RefSeq, a predicted model, not a curated record
AUGACCGAUUUCGCGUCAGAGGUACACGUUGACGAUUCGGAACCGUGGCACGUGUAUCUAAAUAAAAAUCCUCCCAACACGCAUCAUUUGUUGCAAACGCUGACGCAUGAGAUUGGCCACGCUUUGGGUCUACAACACAGCAUGCGCAACGACUCGAUAAUGUUUCCGUAUAUACCCGAUAUCGAGAAUCAAUUUCCGGUUAAGUUGACCAUAGAGGAAAUUCUGGCUAUACAGAAUCUGUACGGGUCUCACGACAACGGAAACUAUCCAACGGCAACUCCCGCGACUACCGCGGCGCCCGCUACGACGAGCGUCGCGCCAAUCGACCCCGCGCGCGCGGAUCUCUGCGCUUUACGGCGCGUGAACGCCGCGCUGAUAAUGAAUCACCGAUUAUAUAUAGCUAAUCGCUAA